Triticum turgidum subsp. durum (durum wheat) is the source of this 1581-nucleotide messenger RNA. The record is from the annotation of a GenBank genome assembly. Lineage: Eukaryota; Viridiplantae; Streptophyta; Magnoliopsida; Poales; Poaceae.
AUGACGGUCCCGGUGUCGCUCCUCGUCUCGUCGGGUAUCUGCGUCGGCGUGUCGGCGUGCUUGUCCACGGGCCUCGCGUUCCACGCCUCCUUCGCGCUCUCCCUCGUCUACCUCGUGCGCGUCCUGUCGCCGGAGCUCGUCGACGGCUUCUUCGGCCAGGUGGACGCCGUCGUGCAGGAAGACCUGCGCAACGCCCGCGCCUUCCUCAGAGAUGACCCCUUGAUCGCGCCCAUCUAUGCCUGCGCCGAGGAGCAAGCGCGCCGCGCCCACGCGUUUGCCGCGGAGGCGAUCGAUGGCCUGCAGAGGAAGGCGAGGGAGCAGAUGAGCGGCCUCACGGACGGGGCAGUCGCGGCGUUCCUCUGGCUCCGUUUGGCCGCCGGCGUAACCAAUCUUCUGGCGACCGUCCUGCUCACCGCUGCGCUCAACGAGGCGAAAAGCCGAGCGCCGUCGGUUCUGAGGUGGAGGGGCGUGAAGGGGUUCAGACCGCCGCCGAGAGAGGAGACGGAGGCGGAGGCGGAGGCGGCGACCUCCCGCUCCAAACGUGGCACCACGGUGCUCGUCGCAUGGAUCUCGGCGAUCGUCGCGUACUGCACGCUAGUGUUCACCAUCAACGGCAUCUGCAACGGCAUCACGUCGUUCGCGAUGUGCUUCCCAUGCUUCGCUGCGCUCUGCGGCUUUGCGCUCAUGGAGGCCGAGAGGGUCUACCUGUGGGAUUCGUACGUCAUUGAUACCAGGGCCGGCGGCAGCAACACGGCCAAUGCAAGACGGCGAGCUGGCAAUGCCGCGGGUGGAGCGAUCACGGAGAAGGACAUGCGGGAUGCGGGGGAGUGCCUCUGGUUCGUCAUCAUCAUGAUGCACUGCAUCGACGCCUACUUCCUCGGCCUCAUGCUGGGGAACCGGCCGUUUGUGCUCGCGUCCUUGGCCAUCUACAACGUCGCCGCCCUUGCGUCGGCCAGGAAGGCUUACCUGACGACGGACGAAGGCGAGGUCGCCGACGGAGCGCACGUGAACGUGAACAAGUGGCACGCUGCCGCCAUGACGGUGGUGGCAAUAGACGUCGCCAAGGUCGUUGCCACCUACGUCGUGCUCGACUUUUACCUCGGUGCGCUGUUGUUCGUGUCUCUCGGUGCCAAGGCGGUGUUCUUGCUGGACAGGGCGAUUUACUUGUCGGAUGAGGGUGCCUCGGAGGACGACGACAGCAAUGAGGAGGGUGCUGACCUCGCCGGCAGCGACGCUGGAGAUGCCGAAGGUAAUCAGGAGGGAGAUACCGAAGGUUCUGACGAGGAUACUCAGGAGGUUGCUGAUCUGGCUGGGGAUGUUGCCGGAGAUUCCGAAGGUUCUGACGACAUUGGUACAGAGAAUUCGAGUGACAUUGCUGCUUGCGAACAUGAAGAGGAAGAAGACUCGUCCACCGAGAAGCACUCCAAUGUAUCGGAUUCAGAGGAGCAGCGUCGUGCAGAAUCAGACUACAGCAGCAGCGGCAGCAGCAGCGUGGACGACUGGACUUUCGUAGGCGCCGACCCGACGAUGCCGACCAAUGUUAACGGUGGCGCCAACCGGAGGUUCGGGUUUUUGCCGUAG